Uncinocarpus reesii 1704 is the source of this 2157-nucleotide messenger RNA. RefSeq lists its product as uncharacterized. NCBI's taxonomy places the organism in Eukaryota, Fungi, Ascomycota, Eurotiomycetes, Onygenales, Onygenaceae. The record is from RefSeq and is a predicted model, not a curated record. Bases 1 to 2157 code for a protein of 718 amino acids. The transcript has 3 exons. Gene Ontology annotation, molecular function: protein binding.
AUGGCGGAGGAGCCGGCAAAACGGCCUCCAAGCGGUAUCCCACGCCUAUCAAGACUUCCAUUGCCAACAACGACAGGCCCCAAAGCAGUACGACCCUCUCCAUCCAGAGAGAGACUACAAGCAGAUCAGGGACUGAAUGUUUCGCGACUCCGCAGGCCCUCCGAAGAUGUUUUCAAAAAGCCGCAUCUCCCUCCCCCCCCAGCCCGCAAAAUAUCCGACAAUCUAUACCUGCAGCGAAGGACUUCGCAAGGGGGUCGUUCCAUUAGGGCCGCCGCAUCCACAGAUUGUCUCUCCGCUCGCAGGGGCUUGGAUCUCUCGAUUGCUGGACUAGGACCUUCUUUGGAGGCGAGAACCGUCGAGACUUUGUCGCAGAUUCCUUCAUCUCCGUCUCCAAGCAGGAGGCAAUCUGGCUUCUUCAGGCCAUCAAGUCCAGUGCGCUCCCCGUCCCGGCCUAUUUCCGAGAUACAUCAACCAUCGCCCUCGCAGUUCACUUCAACAUCUAGGCAUGCGGCGCCUCGGGCAUCUUUAUCCGCUACACCUUCUCGAGCUACGCCAGCAAAGCAAUCAGCGACCAAACCUCGCGGGGCCCCUAGUGCCCCUUCUUCUAGGAAGGCUAGCGAGAGUGGCCAUAAUGGCGUGCCUGCGGUUCCCUCAUCAAAGCCAACUUCGGGUACACCUCGUAGUUCAACCCAAGGCGAAAGUAAAACCACGACUCUUCGAAGUUCAAGGUCGCGAAGAUCACUGGCUCCUAAUAUCAGCCACCCGACCCCUGAAACGAAAGGAUCUACUGGGUUGAAAGAUGUCCCAAAACUUAAGAAGCCCCAAUCUCAAAAGUUUUCCUCUGGACGCUCUUCUAGUCUAACUUCGCCAACGUCCAGUGUUUCCAAAAUGUCACAAGAGACGACCAGUAAACCCCAGGAAGUUAAAAAGGGGUCUAAAUCAUCAAGCGCCUUGAGAGAGAGCAUUGCAAAAGCAAAAGCGGCUCGCAAGACUGCAAGACAAAGCAAUGCAAACGAUGGGCACAAUGACCCUUUUGAGAAUAUAUCAAUGAAGGACCCCUUCGGCGCACUGCAAAACCAGGCGUCCAAUAAAGCGGUUCUGAAAAGUAGAACUGCAGCUGCCCGAAAAUCUGGCCAUUUGAAUAUUGCAGCUCUGAGCCUACGGGAAAUCCCUCCUGAAGUCAUGACGAUGUACGAAUAUGACCCCGAAAGCACUGAAGAUUGGUACGAGACCGUGGACUUGAUCAAGUUCAUAGCUGCCGAUAACGAAUUUGAAUCUCUCUCAGAAGAUGCCUUUCCUGACAUUGACAUAUCUUCUUUGAGCAUGGAUGAAGACAGCAAGGGCAAUCAGUUCGGUGGGCUAGAGUUGCUAGACCUACAUGGAAACAUUCUUACUAGCCUUCCAAUCGGGUUGAGAAGACUCCAGCGUCUCCAUUCCCUUAAUCUGGCGAAAAACCGGCUCAAUAUGGACGCUAUUGAAGUUAUCACUCAAAUACCAUCUCUUACAGAGUUAAAACUGGGUAACAAUGACCUGGAAGGCAUGUUGACGCCUCAACUUGGGUCUCUCCAGAAGCUCGAAACUCUAGACCUUCGCGGGAAUACUCUCACGGGACUUCCUGACAAUCUUUCAGACUUGACUGCGCUGCGAAUUUUGAAUGUUGCGGAAAACCAGUUAACGUCUCUUCCAUUCAGCGCCAUGUCCAAACUCCCACUUGUUGAAAUCAGUGCCCAGAAAAACCGACUACAGGGCAACCUUAUCCCGGCAUCCAUUCGUCGGAUCGAAGGACUUCAAAUCUUGAACGUGUCCGGAAAUUCACUAGAUGGUUUUUAUGCAGGGGAUAGCCUUGAACUUCCGAGUUUACAGCAAUUGUUUGCGGAUGCAAAUCGUAUCAAGUCCCUACCCAACGUCUCUUCAUGGACAUGUCUUCUCACCUUGGUUAUGGAGGAUAAUGACUUGACCCAGGUUCCGGGAGGCCUUUCCGAACUAACUGGCUUGAGACAUGUGGAUCUCAAAGGCAAUGCCAUUACUGCUCUUGAUGAUGCCAUUGGCUUGCUAGACAAUCUGAUGACUUUUAAUAUCGAAAACAAUCCCCUUCGGGAACGAAAAUUGCUUACUAUGGAUACUGAAGCGCUCAAGCGAGAACUUCGCAGUAGAUAA